AUGGCCGGAAAAAAGGCAACUUUGAAGCGCAAGGCUUCGAUUGUCGAAACCCCCGACGUCGCUGCUCACUCCGACGACGAAUUCGGCGACGGGCUUCUCGAAGGUGUACUCUCGGACGACUCUGACGAGAGCAGCGAAGACGACGAAGCCGAUGAAGAUGAAGAGCUCGACGAGGAUGAAGAUGAGGACGAGGACGAAGCUCUGGAAAGCGACGACAUUCCUUCAGACGAGGAAGAACAAGUAGCCGACAAGGCUGCCAUUGUCAAUGGAAAAGGCGUCGACGAAGAUGAAGGACCUCAAUACCGAGUGGAAACCGAUGCAAAUGGAGGCACGAGAUUUGUCUAUGAAGAGAUUGACCCCGUCUACGACUCGGACGAUUCGGACGCUCAAGAACCCGUCAACACUAUCGGCAACAUUCCGCUUUCCUUUUACGACUCAUACCCCCAUAUUGGUUACGACAUUAAUGGCAAGCGCAUCAUGCGCCCUGCCACGGGCGAAGCAUUGGAUGCUCUGCUCGACUCGAUCGAGGUUCCCAAGGGCUGGACAGGUCUCACCGAUCCACAGACUGGAAAGCCAUUGAACCUGAGCCAGGAUGAGUUGGAGCUGCUCCGUCGGGUGCAAAUGAAUGAAGUGCCAGAGGGUUACGAUCCUUAUCCUGAUACUGUUGAAUGGUUUACAAGCUUUGAAGAGACCAUGCCUCUGAAUGCUGCUCCCGAACCGAAACGCCGAUUCUUGCCUUCCAAGCACGAGCAAAAGCGAAUCAUGAAGAUUGUCAAGGCCAUCAAGGAGGGCCGUAUCCUCCCAUACAAGCCGCCAGAGGAGAGGGAACGUGAAGAGGACGAGGAAGACGAGCCGAUUGUUGAUAUCUGGGCCGACGAGCAACCUCAAGCUCCCAAUGUCAUGCACAUUCCUGCUCCCAAGCUUGCACCACCCGGAUACGACUUGUCCUACAACCCGCCGCCCGAGUAUCUGCCAUCCAAGGACGAGAAAAAGACUUGGGAGGAGACUGAUCCGGAAGAGCGUGAAAAGGAGUACCUGCCUCAAAAGUACGAUUCGCUACGACGUGUGCCUGGUUACGAUCAGUUUGUCAAGGAACGAUUCGAGAGAUGUCUGGAUCUCUACUUGGCACCAAGAAUUCGCAAGAACAGGCUCAACAUUGACCCCAUGUCGCUGCUACCUAAACUGCCGCGACCCGAAGAGCUCAAGCCGUUCCCAACAGUGACUUCGGUCGAGUUUUCUGGACACCAGGGCAGAGUGCGAUCAGUAGCCAUUGACCCCAGUGGCACCUACAUUGCCAGCGGGGGUGACGAUGGUACGGUCAGAGUCUGGGAGCUCGAGACUGGUCACCAGCUUGACAGCAUCAAGCUCAGCAGCGAUGAGCCCGUGGAUGUUGUGAGGUGGAGACCUGGAAGAGAUGCCUUUGUUCUCUCGGCCGCCGUUGCCGAGGAUAUUUUCCUCAUUAUUCCCCAACACGCCAACCCUGAACUCCACCAGGCAAGUCGGGAUGUUCUGGAUCUUGGUUUCGGUUACGCCACCAAUGGCAAGCAGCCCACGACUGCCAAUGGUGCUAGAAAAGAACCCUCUGGAAAGUGGGCUCGUCCUGGAGCACGGCUGGAAGAUCAAGGAGUUUUGCUCAAGAUUACUGUACGAUCACCAGUCAAGGUCAUCAACUGGCACAGAAGAGGCGACUUCUUCACCACCGUCUCCCCGACCGGUCAACGAAGCUCGGUCGCCAUUCACACCCUCUCGAAACAUCUCACCCAAAUACCUUUCCGCAAACUACCAGGUCUGCCCCAGACGGCAGCUUUCCACCCCACUGGACCGCUCUUCUUUGUCGCUACCCAACGCACAAUCCGCUGCUACGAUUUGCAACGGCAAGAACUGGUCAAGGCUCUGCAACCCGGUGCCCGAUGGAUUUCGUCUUUCGACGUUCACCCCGGUGGAGACAACUUGGUUGUUGGUUCAUAUGAUCGUCGUCUACUUUGGCACGAUCUCGAACUUUCCAACCGACCUUACAAGGCUAUGCGAUUCCACCCCGAGGCUAUCCGAGCAGUCAAGUUCCACCGCAACUACCCCCUGUUUGCCGACGCAUCCGACGAUGGAACCCUGCAAAUCUUCCACGGCAAGGUUGUCAAUGACAUGAUGGAGGACGCCACCAUUGUGCCCUUGAAGAUGCUCAAGGGCCACAAGGUUACCAACAAGCUCGGUGUAAUGGAUAUCGACUGGCAUCCGACGCACCCGUGGAUUGUCAGCGCUGGAGCCGAUGGUACAUGUCGCUUAUGGACGUAA
Molecule: messenger RNA, 2289 nt
Organism: Pestalotiopsis fici W106-1
Lineage: Eukaryota; Fungi; Ascomycota; Sordariomycetes; Amphisphaeriales; Sporocadaceae
Product: Ribosome biogenesis protein erb1
Exons: 2
Coding region: 1-2289 (762 amino acids)
Biological process (GO): maturation of LSU-rRNA from tricistronic rRNA transcript (SSU-rRNA, 5.8S rRNA, LSU-rRNA); ribosome biogenesis
Cellular component (GO): preribosome, large subunit precursor; PeBoW complex
Molecular function (GO): protein binding; ribonucleoprotein complex binding
Source: RefSeq, a predicted model, not a curated record